ACCAUCUUGAAUUUGGAUUAUUUGACAAUCCCACUUCUGACACCAAUUGUUACGAAUUUACUGCUUGCUAGUUUACUUUGUUAGGUUCGUAUCUCUGGAUUGACAAAUAAAAUCAACACUGUUUAAUUUAAUUCAACAACUCUUUAUUUCACAACUCGUCUACACUAUAGCAGUUUACUCUUAGCACUGAUUGAUUACGUUGGCGCUGCCACGGCUUAUAUAGCCACGCACUUCUCGCUGAUGCCGACGUGUCCUUCUAGAAUAUCGCGUCUGGAAAUUACCAGAACAUACGGCUAUACGGCGCCAGACGCAAGCAGACAGUCGCGGCGCCAGACUCAGCAAUUGUUUAACUAGACAAGCAGACAGUGCGGCGCCAGAUGUCUAUUGUUUCGACAAGCAGACAGCCGUGGCGCCAGAUGUCUACAACAAGACAAAUGCUAUUCCAUAUACCUACAGCUAUUGUUCAUAAUCAGGGAUGCAUAUAGCAAUACAAAUAAAACUUAAUACUACUUUUUGUAACAAUACGUUGACGACAUACUAUCAGGCAGCCACAGUAUCACAUUAGCAUGCGAAUCACUAUCGCAAGUGAUCAAAGCAUUAAGUUCAGCAGGUUUCCCUCUAAAGAAAAUUACUUCAAAUCACCCUGAUAUAAUAUAAAUUUGAAAAGGCUAGUACAACUAAAACUCUAGGAAUUCAAUGGAAUGCGAUAACAGAUCAAUUCUCAUAUACAAUUGAGUCAAUAUCUGCAAUGUCCGCCAUUACAAAACGCCAAAUACUUUCCUCGGUGGCAAAACUUUUCGACCCCGCAGGAUGGCUUUCGCCAAUAAUGAUUCAAGCAAAAAUCCUCAUUCAAGAAUUGUGGCAAGAUGGCACUGAAUGGGAUGAACAGGUAAAACCUUUACGUUUAGCGAAAUGGGUUCAAUUUGCUAACAAUUUACAUACUACAUAUAUCUGAAAUUCGAAUCCCUCGAUGGCUAAAUUUCACCCCUAACAUUAACGCAGAAUUACACGGUUUCUGUGAUGCCUCUGAAAAGGCUUAUUGCGCAACAAUUUACGUACGCACUCAGCACUAUAACAAAAUAUCUUCACACCUCUUGGUAGCCAAAGCCAAAGUUGCACCUUUGAAUACACUCAGUCUGCCACGGCUUGAACUGAAUGGUGCUCUUCUGUUAGCAAAAUUAAUUUCCAUAGUCCAAACCCAUCUCAAAUUAAACGAUCAUAAAAUGUAUCUUUGGUCAGACUCAGAGAUAGGUUUAGCAUCCUAUUGCUGGAAGACCUAUGUAUCUAACCGAAUAUCCCAAAUUUUAGACUUAGUUGGCCCAGCAAAAUGGCAACAUGUUGUAAGUGCAGAUAACCCAGCGGAUCUUGGGACAAGAGGUUGCAAGCCACUGCACCUCACCAGCACUACACUCUGGAGGAAUGGUCCAACAUGGCUAACAGAAUCACAAGAAUUCUGGCCAAAGUCUCCCGCUCGUAAUAUAAUACCGCCGGAAAGUUGGAAAAUUGAAAAUUUUCAUAUCACUCCAGAAGAGGAUGAUAUUCUCCAUAGAUUUUCGUCAUUUGCUAGAGCACUAAGAGUAGUCGCUUACAUGCACAAAUUCAUUCAAAGACUUAAACUAAAAAUUAAGGGAGCACCAAAUGACCCUUGCGUACAACUAACGCAUUCCGACUUGCAACAUGCCAAGGUCAGUCUAAUAUUAUAUACACAAACUCGCUAUUUCAGCAAAGAGAAAUCAAAGUCGCUCGAAAAGCGACCUCUCGAAAAGGGAAGCUCACUUCUCGUCUUAAAUCCAUUCUUGGAUUCUAAGGGUUUAAUAAGGGCAAAUGGAAGAUUGGCGAACUCCAGCCUUAGUUAUAACGAACGACAUCCCAUCAUUAUUCCAGAGAAAUCCCGUUUUACUUACCUAUUUCUAGCAUAUCUGCACCAUCUUACACUGCAUGGUGAGCAUCGCUUAAUGCAACAAAUGGUCCGUCAAGAAUUUUAUAUACCGCGACUAAAGCCACAAAUCAAAAGGACGAUUUUCAUGUGUAAACCAUGUACCAUGUACAAACACAAACUGCGUACGCAGAUCAUGGCAGCUUUACCACCUGAACGCUGCAACUAUGCUCUACCCUUUACCAUCACUGGGGUUGAUUUUGCUGGACCUUUCCAGAUAAAGGCCUCCAUGUUAAAUUCUUCUUCAUUUAGAAAAGGGUGUGUGGCUGUCUUUGUAUGUUUUACGACAAAGGAAGUACACCUAGAGCUUUGUUCAGAUCUGACUACUGCGGCUUUUCUUGCAGCAUUUGCACGCUUUGUCGGACGACGCGGAUUUCCUUCAAAAAUAAUGAGCGAUAAUGGGAAAAACUUUGUCGGAUCGAUUGGCAAUUUAUACCUCCAUGUUCUCCACACAUGGGCGGACUUUGGGAAUCAGCAGUAAAAAGCUUUAAGUCCCAUUUAAAGAAAACGGCUGGUAAUCAUAAAUUCAAUUAUGAGGAGUUUACUACACUACUCACUCGUAUCGAAGCCGUAUUAAAUUCAAGACCCAUAUCACCCCCCUCGCAAGAUCCCUCCGAUUUCACAGCUCUUACACCAGGUCAUUUCCUCAGAGGAGCUCCUCUUCUCGCCAUACCUGAGACAGAAGGAGACUCACUCACUUUAAUCAAUCGAUGGGAAAGAAUCAAGAUUCUCCAUCACGAAUUCAGCCACAGAUGGAAGGAAGACUAUCUCAAAGAUCUCCAUAAGAGAUAUCGAUGGAAAACGGCCCAGAAUGAAGCCAAUGCAGGAGAAUGCGUCAUCAUACAGGACGAAUGCCUUCCUCCAACAGAAUGGCGGCUAGGCCGCAUUGAAAAGGUUCAUCGAGGGUCAGAUGGUCACAUAAGAGUAGUUGAUGUUCGAACACAAACCGGCAUAUUAACUCGACCAGUCACCAAACUGUGUUUUCUUCCAAACAGCGAAGAACACCUUCAAACUAAACCGCAAAAUAACUCGCAAAAUUAAUCGAAAAAUAAUAAAUCAAUUCCGCUAAUUCGAAAUUAACACGCGUUAUAAUCCGUACACAAAAAAUAAAUUCAAACAAGCGCAUUGAAGAUCAACUUAUUAUACAUAUACAUAUACAUAUGGAUAGAUAUGUAGCUACAACAACUACAUUCUAAUAUUAUAAACAAAAUCAAUUUAAUACAAUUUUAUAUUCCCAUAGAAAUGGACGUAGAGGAGACCCAAACCACCUCCAACACCUUAAGGUCCGAAAUCGCUAUACCCAAAGCGUCGGCUGCACCCGUUGCCGCUCCAAGGACCAGGGUUAUGCGACCACCGCCAUCCGCCGAAGCAGUCAGGGAGAUGAGAGAGCAGCUAUUGGAGCCACAGGGGCCUCCAUGACCACGCCACCAUAGAGUGCUGGGCCGACGGCGCCUGUCAAUAUUGCCAGAGGCCCCAUCACACUCUAUUUCAUCGUUUCCCCGCCGAGCCAAUCCGUCGGAAAGUAACCAACACCCGUACCAGCCCUCGCAGCGAUGUUAUCCGGCGACGACGAAGCAGCCAAUCAACCACAACACGUAGACGGCCAUAUCCGCCACGCCACGCUCAUCGUCAGCAACAACGACGCUCAACAGAGUUGAGCGCUGUACUAAACACACUGCAACAGCUGCAGAGUCUCCUAGCCGAUUAACUCGCCUAGGGGGGCCGGGAUGUUCACAUGAGCUAUGAGCGUUCUGCAGCAUCCCACAUCACAUCACCACACAUCACCACACAUCACAUCACGUCACGUCACAACACCUCAUCACACAACAGGUCACAGCAUACCCCAAUACACACACGCAUCAAACACCGAUCAUUACUACAACACUGCAACACAACAACCAUACGAUCAUCAACGAGACGACUCGUAAUGUCAGCCAAUAUUCACCACCCAAACCAUCAAAAGGGAUUGACCCGACCGGGAUUGGCCUCUUACCGUUCCAUCCGCACAGCAAGAAAGUCGUCCGUGAUAUUAAGUUUUAUUAAUUUUUAUCAACCGCAAUUUCCUUUUCUAUUAAAACCGCCAAGUGACGGGAGUGAAGUGAAUCGCCGAGUUCGCCAACCGUGUGCAGCAGUGGGUUCCGCAGAAAUCCUAAAUAAACAUUCAUAUAUACAUAGGAUAUAUGCUAUAUACAUAUAUUGUGUAAUCAAACAUAAUAAAUUUU
This is a messenger RNA of Bactrocera dorsalis (oriental fruit fly), 4158 nucleotides long. RefSeq lists its product as uncharacterized. The transcript has 2 exons. Gene Ontology annotation, molecular function: nucleic acid binding. The coding region runs from base 1224 to 2417 and encodes 397 amino acids. Lineage: Eukaryota; Metazoa; Arthropoda; Insecta; Diptera; Tephritidae. The record is from RefSeq and is a predicted model, not a curated record.